Molecule: messenger RNA, 531 nt
Organism: Schistosoma spindalis
Lineage: Eukaryota; Metazoa; Platyhelminthes; Trematoda; Strigeidida; Schistosomatidae
Source: the annotation of a GenBank genome assembly
AUGGAUCCAUUUUUACAUGCAUUUUUUGCAGUUGAUCUUGAUCAUGAUGAAAAAAUCAGUAUGCAUGAUUUACAGAAUUAUGUUAAAACAUACAAUCUAGACGAAAAAAUGAUUGAAAGCUGGAGAAAUUUGUUUGAUCCAAAUCGUACUGGCUAUAUAACACUAGCAAAGUUUUGCGAUGUACUAGGAGUAAAAAUGGAAGAGGCUCGAAAGGUUAGGGACGAAAUUAAAAAACGUUCAACUAAUAUGCUUCCAUCUGAUAUUUAUGUUAUUGCUCAGCAAAUGAGUAUUGCCGAUCAAAUACAAAUAAGUGAUCAAGCUAGACGUUUAUUAAUUCCACCUAAUGAACUUGAUAAUAAAGAAAUUGCUCAUAAUUUAAAAUUAUGGCUACAUAAAGUGUAUGGUCCAAUAUGGCAUGUUGUGGUAAUACGUGGAGAUUAUGGUACAUCAUAUACACAUUCAGAGAAUCGAUCAUUUCAAUUUCGACUACGAAAUAAAUGUUUUUUAAUAUGGGGUACACCUGAUCAAUAA